This is a messenger RNA of Rubroshorea leprosula, 784 nucleotides long. The record is from the annotation of a GenBank genome assembly. Lineage: Eukaryota; Viridiplantae; Streptophyta; Magnoliopsida; Malvales; Dipterocarpaceae.
AGCAUCUCUUCAAUGGCCAAGGUGUUGAAUUGCUUUAGAAGUUCCGUCUUGUAGGUCAAAUGUUAUUAUGGAUUACGAAUGAUGAGAUUUAUGAGAAUCCGUGGAGUUUGGACCCCUGUUACUCAAUGUACACAAAACAAACGUACAGUAGGGAAAAUGUUCAAUCUCCUUGUAAAUGUCAGAGAAGGAAAGUGGAAGGCAACUGCAAGUCUGCAAGGAAGCGUCCUCAAUCGAACUUUCACAUGAAUGGGAUGGUUGCUGUGACCAAGCCAAGAUAGAGGUUCAAAUCAGGAGAUUUAAGCAUCUUCAGGCUUGCAUUAGGACUUAAUUGGGAGACACACAUCCUGUCAUUUUGUUUAGUUGCCAUUACAUAGUGGAUUGAACAUUAAAAAAUUGUUGAUACUGUUUUGUGUUGUUGAAUUAAGAGGCUUGAAUGCUGCUGUUGAAAAUAAAAUCACUAUUGUUUUGAAGUCAUCCGAUCCUUUUUAUUGCUUCAUCGUGCUGGUGAGGACUAACUGGCAUGCACCAAUACCACGUUACUGAAUUUUUGGAUGGACCAAGAAGGGAUUGGUUUGUCUUAAAGCUGGGACAAGGGAGAUAUUGUUUGUGCCGUUACUGAAUUGAUUUAUUUCAAGUUUCAAUUGCUGAAAUUAGUUUUGCAAACUGCUGCAUCGGUUGCGUUGGCCUUGUGAGCUGUGACUUGUUUUUAGAUUCAUGAUUGUCUGGACUGAUUAGGAUUGAUUAGGGGUUUUUCUAUCAUGUGACAUAAAUAUUUUUUAAAAAA